AUGGCGGGGUCCGCGCCCCUUGCUGUCCCCGGGGGCCGCGCGCGCAUCGGUGCUGUGAUGCCCGGCACGCGCCCCCGGGGCUUCGCCAUCACUGAUCUGCUGGGCCUGGAGGCCGAGCCGCCCGCGGGGCCGGGGCCGGGGACUGGACUCGGGUGUCCCAGCGCUGCGCUCCCGCCUGGCGUCCCGCGCGCCUUCUCGGACCCGCCGCCCGAGCCAGGCCGCCCGCAGCGCAGCGACAGCGACUCCGCGUCCGAUGACGACAGUCUUUCUGAAGACAGGAGUGACCUGAAGGUGUCCCCUGGCCUGGGCAAGCGGAAGAAGCGGCGGCACAGGACAGUCUUUACUGCUCAGCAGCUGGAGGAGCUGGAGAAGGCCUUUGGAGAGGCCCACUACCCCGAUGUGUAUGCCCGGGAAAUGCUGGCCCUGAAAACCCAGCUCCCUGAAGACCGGAUACAGGUCUGGUUCCAGAACCGCAGGGCGAAGUGGCGCAAGCGGGAGAAGCGCUGGGGCGGCAGCAGCCUGAUGGCUGAGUACGGGUUGUAUGGGGCACUGGUGCGGCACUGCCUCCCGCUGCCCGGCGCGGUGCUCAGCACGGCCCAGGGCGGCCCGAGGGGCUGCUGUGCACCCUGGCUGCUGGGUAUGCAUAAAAAGUCCUUGGAGAUGAUAAAGAAACCAGCAAGUGAGAGCAAGCUGGCAGGACUCUGGACCUCUGAUCGCCUUCACAAUAGUCCCCAAGGAGGUUCCGACACAAUGGGACCUGAGAACUCAGACGUGGCCAUGGAUCUGUCCAGCUCUGCCCGGCAGGAGACCCGGCAGGAGACCCGGCAGACGCAGCAAGGGUCUGAGGUUCAAGGACGCUCCAAUCCUGAGGGUGUCCAGGGGUUCCAGCCAGGGAUGGUGGGAGCCUUAUGAGACCACAGAUCCCACCUACAAAGACUGUAAAACAUUGGAUUUUUUAAAAGGCAAAAGUGGUCCAGGACAAAUACCCUUAGUUUAAUUUUCUUCUUAUGAUGUCAGAAUAAAUUACAGUGCUGACUCCUGUGAGAAGACAGAUGGAUAACUUGGGGACAAUUAUACUUCGUUCUAGAACAGAAACCGUCCCAGAGGCAAUAGCGCCAGCUGAUCUGGGGUAAAAUCUGAUUCCGCUUCAUAGAACCCCAGAGGGAGGACCUGAAGUUCAGAAUGUGAUCACAGUUGGUGGCACUUGAGAUGAGGCUCAGUGUUCUGUGUGGAUUAGCAGGGCAGGUUUGCUGUCCUCACUCUGAUUUAAGAAAUGUAAGUUCUUUAACUUCCAGUGAAAUCAGUAUCUUUACAUGGCGGUUCCAUGCAGACACGAGUGUGAAUUUUAGUGUCUUCUCCUUGAGCUUGAGCUUGACCUUGGAUGUUUCAGCUUGGGGUCUGGUAGUGAUUGUGUUCUGAGUGCCCUUGGGUAGGUAUGCGUGUUGGAGCUUAUAUUCAGCGAAGAAAGCCUCCUCCCCAGCACGUUUAAACCGGUGAGGGAAGGUCAGGCUGUUUGAAUGCACUUUAGUGACUUGAAUUUCAUGAAUGUUUCCUUUCCCGCAUUUCUUUUGCCUCUUAUUUGUUAUUUAAAAAUAAACAUUGUGUGCUUGCUCUGCAAGGCCCUCCUUCCUUACACCUGCACCUCCAUAAGCUCCAGUUGCCUGAGGUGCUCCCUCCUGUCCCUUUCUUGUCUGUGGCAUCUGCAGCACCUGUCCUCUGUGGCACUCACCAGGAGUUGUUCUUUAAAUGCCUAGGGAGUGGCUGUGCCUGGCUUGCCUUGUCGAGCUCAGAGGUCAAGCUAAGUGGGAAGACGGGGCAUGUGGGAGGCUGGGCAUUCCGGGUGUGAGACCACCACAGCCUCUUUUUUGUUCUAUUUUGAUCAUUCUGAGCCAGUCACGUGCUGUUGUGGACGUUCAGUGUCACCAAUUCCUACCGCAGGGACAGUGAGUCCAUGUGCUUUAUCUCCUUUGGCUCCUGGAGGCCACGCUGAGCAAAGCUAGAGCCUCAGAUGAGUGAGUGGUGCGGACCAGAGUCUCCUUCCACCUUCUUGCCAGGAAGCCCUGGGCGUCUCUUCAUCCCUGGGUCCCGCUCGGCCUUUCAAGCUCUUCCCUGAGAUCCUCCUGGGCCUGGGCUUGCGGCAGGAACGACUCACACUCAGCCACUCACCGAGCGAAGUCCUGCGCAGCCACAGAACGUGGUAACAGCGAGG
Molecule: messenger RNA, 2209 nt
Organism: Chinchilla lanigera (long-tailed chinchilla)
Lineage: Eukaryota; Metazoa; Chordata; Mammalia; Rodentia; Chinchillidae
Gene: Vsx1
Product: visual system homeobox 1
Exons: 5
Coding region: 1-912 (303 amino acids)
Biological process (GO): regulation of transcription by RNA polymerase II
Cellular component (GO): nucleus
Molecular function (GO): sequence-specific double-stranded DNA binding; DNA-binding transcription factor activity, RNA polymerase II-specific
Source: RefSeq, a predicted model, not a curated record